Molecule: messenger RNA, 696 nt
Organism: Cooperia oncophora
Lineage: Eukaryota; Metazoa; Nematoda; Chromadorea; Rhabditida; Trichostrongylidae
Source: the annotation of a GenBank genome assembly
AUGAGCAAGAUCGAUGGCGCGCCCAUGUGGUUUUUCUAUGGUACGACAGAUGUUUUUGAUGCGUCGAUAGAAGAAAACCUGAAUUGGACUGUUCGAUACAAACAAGCAAUACGCGGAGAGGAAAAACCCCAUCACAGCGAUGGCGAGAUUCUUUACCGACAAUUCGCCAUUAAUCUACAUCGAAUUGACAAGGAUGUCGAGAGAUGCGAUAGAAAUCUGAUAUUCUUCUCUAAUAAAGAGAAUCUCGAAAGCCUUCGAGGCACUCACACUCGAAUGCUUUACGGUGCUGAUGACAAGAUUAAGGAUAAUUUUCCACAGCGAAGUGGCAUGGAUGUGUGUCUCAUGAAUCUGCGUUCACUGAUACAGAAAGCUGAGCAUUUUCGCAAACCGUUCUCAUUUGAGUUGAAUGGGGGUUGUCGACCCGCAAAUCUUCACGCUUUUGACUUCACUUCGAUUUACCAUCUCUACUUUAGUUAUCGAUGGUUUUUAUUGGAUUUCAAAAGAGAAAUGUCUACGAUGCAUUUCCGUGUAUGGGAGACGAUAUGGGCAGCCAAGAAAACGUUUACACCUCAUUUUUCGCUGUUCUUUGCCUUGGCGAUGGUAACAAACUACCGGGAUGUGAUCAUUGCCAACAACAUGGAUUUUACUGAUAUGAUCAAGUUCUCAAUGGUACUGGCAAUUAUUGUCAGAUUCUGA